Hippoglossus stenolepis (Pacific halibut) is the source of this 5703-nucleotide messenger RNA. Its product is annotated as mitogen-activated protein kinase-binding protein 1. Gene Ontology annotation, molecular function: protein binding. The record is from RefSeq and is a predicted model, not a curated record. Bases 281 to 4792 code for a protein of 1503 amino acids. Lineage: Eukaryota; Metazoa; Chordata; Actinopteri; Pleuronectiformes; Pleuronectidae. The transcript is spliced from 33 exons.
CGAAACGCACCGAGGCUGAGGAUCCGUCUCCAGCAGCAGCAGCAGCAGUCCAGAGGAUUAACAGAGAGAAGCUGCAGGAGAAGAGAAGAGCGAUCCGUGUCCUCAUGUCCCGGCAGCAGUGUCCAACUCCGUAAAGAGAUCCACAGAUCGUCUCCUGUGGAGGGUUAGGUGGAUCAUUACGCACGCUCACUAACUUCUUCCUCUGGUGGUGGAUCUGUCUCAGUGGAGGGUCAGCUGUGUGUGUCUGUGUGUGUGUGUGAGGUGGGGGUCUGCAGACAACAUGCCAGGAGAUGGAUUCACGAUCAAAAGUCGCCUCAGGAAUUUGCUGCGCUCUCCCUCAACUAAGCAAAAGAAGAACAGGAGAGAAAACCUCAGCAGCAAGGUGACGUUGGAGAAGGUUCUGGGCAUCACUGCUUCAGGAAACAGUGGUCUGGCCUGUGACCCCCACUCUGGGCUAGUGGCCUACCCUGCUGGGUGUGUGGUUGUGCUACUGAACCCCAAAAAGAACAGACAGCACCACAUAAUCAACACUUCAAGAAAGACCAUCACAGCUCUAUCCUUCUCCCCUGAUGGCAAGUUCUUGGUCACAGGAGAGAGUGGUCACCUACCGGCAGUGAGACUGUGGGACGUGGCCGAGCGACGACAGGUGGCGGAGCUCCAGGAGCACAAAUAUGGCGUCUCGUGCGUGGCCUUCUCCCCCAACAGUAAAUACAUCGUCAGCGUGGGAAACCAACAUGACAUGAUGGUGAACGUGUGGGCGUGGAAGAAAGACGUCGUUGUCGCAGCCAACAAGGUGUCGAGUAAAGUGACGAGUGUGUCUUUCUCUGAGGACAGCUCCUACUUUGUGACUGUGGGGAACAGACACGUCAAGUUCUGGUAUCUGGAUCACUGCAAGGCCAGCAAGGCCAGCGCUCCCGUCCCGCUGCUGGGCCGCUCGGCGCUGCUGGGAGAGCUGCGGAACAACUUCUUCUGCGAUGUGGCCUGUGGGCGGGGCUCUAAGUGGGACUCCACCUUCUGCAUCACCUCCUCCGGCCUGCUGUGCGAGUUCAACAGCAAGAGGAUGCUGGACAAGUGGGUGGACCUGCGGACGAGUGUGGCCCAGUCUCUGUCCCUGUCCGAGGAGAUGAUCUUCUGUGGCUGCGCUGACGGAACGGUGCGAGCCUUCAGCCCUGCCAACCUGCACUUUGUCUGCACGUUGCCCCGGCCGCACCCCCUUCGCGCUGACGUCUCGGCCAUCACCCAGGCCAGCCACCUAUUUUCCACCAAGGCAGAUGACCGUUACCCAGCAGCCAUCGCGGUGACCUACGACCCCCUCGGCCACUGGCUCAGCUGUGUGUAUAAUGACCACAGUCUGUAUGUGUGGGAUGUGAGAGAUGUGAGCAGGGUGGGGAAGGUGCACUCUGCCCUGUUCCAUGCUGCUUGUGUCUGGGACCUGGAGGUUUUCCCCGAUGUUCCCGGGGAAGUGGCGGCUGGUUUGUCAUCGGGCGCCUUCCUCAGUUGCUCGGCUGAUAACACCAUCAGACUGUGGCGCAUAGACGACUGGUCUCAGACUCGUGUUCAUUUCCAGAACAUCCUCAGCAGGGAUCUCCUGAAUAUAAUCUAUGUAGAUGGAAACACUGCAGCAUUACUGGAUGCAGACUGUGUGACGAAUGCAGAUAAAUCAGGGGAUGGACAGGCGACAGAAAGCAGGACAGGCAUCAGGACCAUCUGUGUCAGUCCAGACGGCAAACACCUGGCUUCUGGAGACCGCAACGGCAUGCUGAGGGUUCAUGACCUCAGCAGCAUGGCAGAGAUUCUGAAGGUGGAGGCCCAUGAUGCUGAGAUAAUCUGUCUGGAGUACAGUAGCCCAGAAACAGGUCUGAAGCUGUUGGCCACAGCGAGCAGGGACCGUCUGAUCCAUGUGUUGGAUGCUGAGGAUGACUACAGUCUGGUGCAGACGCUCGACGAGCACUCUUCAUCCAUAACAGCCGUCCGCUUCGCUGCCAACGAGAACAAGGUGAGGAUGAUCAGCUGUGGAGCAGACAAGAGCAUCUACGUCCGGACUGCACACAAGACGGACAGAGGGACAGAGUUCAGGCGCUCCCACCAUAUGGUGAGCAAGGCCACGCUGUACGACAUGGGUGUAGACCCCACCUGCAAGUACGCUGCUGCCGGCUGCCAAGAUCGCUGCAUCCGGAUUUUCAACAUCAGCAGUGGCAAGCAGAAGAAGCUCUAUAAAGGAUCGCUGAGUGAAGAUGGCAGUCUGCUUAGGGUGCAGAUCGAUCCCUCAGGUCAAUACGUGGCCACGAGCUGCUCUAAUAAAAACAUCAGCAUCUUUGACUUCUACACAGGGGAGUGUGUCGCCACCAUGUUUGGACACUCUGAGAUUGUCACAGGGAUGAAGUUUACCAACGACUGCAAGCAUUUGAUUUCUGUGUCAGGUGACAGCUGUAUCUUUGUGUGGCGACUGGCUCCAGAGCUGACGAUCAGCAUGAGGGAGCGGCUCUUCCAACUCAGACAGAACCCAAACACGCCGCCCGCCACCACCAGCCUCAGGCGGGAGGUGUACAGCGCCCCCACUCUGGGCACCAUGUCCUCAGACAGUGACCACGAGCCUGAGGGGGAGGACGGGGCGGAGAACGCUGCUGACCCCGAUGACCCUGAAGACACCGCAACCACCGCUUCCUCUGAGAGCAGCCAUGGCGAGGAGGACACAGGAGGCUCAGAUGAAGGACAGGAGUGGGAGCAGACAAAGCAUGCAGUCAUCAACCAGGUCGCCCCGGACCCUGCCAAGCGUCCACGCCGCCGCUGGUCUCAUCGUAUGGGCACUCUGGAGCUGAUGGUCAAAUCCAUGCUGGACCUGAGGCAGCUGGAGAGCUUAUCUCACAAGAAAAGCCCCCACGGCCCAGUGAGACAGAGCACGUCCAGUCUGCAGGAGCCCAUGUUGGAGGAGAGAUCCAAGAGGCAUCAGGCCUGGCCACAUGCUGACUGGCUGUCCUCACACACGUCCAAGGGCAUCAAGGGGAACGACGGAGCAGUGUUGUACCCCGAGGACAAAGAGGAGAGCACAAGUCUACAGGGCAGUGAUUACAUAGUGAAGGAGCAGCACCGCAGGAUGCAAGGACGAGGGAUCCGCAGUGAGAGCCAGGACAGCCGCAGCCCGGACAGCGCCUGCUCCCUGGGCUUCGACCACAGGGAGUCCAGCCUGGAUGGGGUCCUGGAUGAUUUUGCAGAUGUGGAGUCCCUGAGCCCGGACAGCUGCGACGAGGAGGACGAUGAAGAGAGGGAGGAAGUGAAACAAAAGGCAGAAGUGACGAGUAUGGACGAGGCUCUGAGGACGGUGACCGACAGUGCCGGCCGCAGCCGAGAAGACUUCCUCAAGCAGAACUUUGAAACGCUGACAGAGAGCUGCAGCACGGCUGAGCAGAGCAAAGUCCCCAGGCUCAGCAUGUCUUCACGCUUCCUGGCCAGAGGACAUAAUAACAGGAGCAACCACUCCACCAAGCCUCCUGUGUCAAAGGUACGGCCCUUGAUGGAAGAUGGUCAGAGCAGAAACAUGGAGGACAAGACCCCAGUGUCCCCUGGCUGGACUGAGGGGCCAAACAGGGCCGAUGCUCCAGAGAAGGAGUGCACCCCCACCCUCAGAACCGAAAAGAAGAAGAAGACGUCCAGGUCCCACCUGUGGAGGAUGUCCAACCCUCCUCCACCCAAAGCUCCGCUCCUGCUGGACAGAACCACGUGUUUGAUGAAAUCCCACUCUGCUCAGAACCUGGCCUCGGAUGCUCCUCAGUCCCCCGUCCUCUCCACCGACCGAAAGGACCUGCGCAAGAGACCUCAGCAGCUUUUCCUGGACCAAGACACCCCCAGGCCGUCCUUCCACUUUUCCUCGCCCUCCUCGGGCUCUCCCCAGUCUCCCCAGUCCCCCUUACCUUGGGAGAGUCCCAAACUCAAGCCCCAGCACUCCUACAUGAACCCUACAGCCAGCUCCAUGGCCAAAAGCAGCCGCUCCUCCUCCCUGUCGGAAGGUAUCCAGGUCGGGACGCCUCCUUGCUCCCCGUCCUUCCUUAAGGGCAUGAGGUUAUCUGGGGAGAUGGAGGUCGAGCUCCCGCUGUUCACCUCCUCUCCCAUCACUGCUUUCCCCUCUAUCGUCUCUUCAUCGUCAUCCGUAUUGUACCCUCUGGCAAAAAGUCCCUCCCCUGCUUCUCCCCAUCGUACAGCUGCAGUUUCACCUUCGACUUUUACCCACAACAUUCCACCCUCUCGCAUCCCGCUGCCCAAGCAGCCUCUCAGCCCUCGACGCAGCCUCUGCCUGGAGGUAAAACCAAGCACCAGUGGGUUUGGAGGCCUCAGAGACCCCCAGUGUGACUUUCCAGGAAACAAACAAGCAAUAGGUCGACAUCUGUCUCUAAGUUUGGAUCUUUCUUUGCCGAGUUCACUAUCAGUGAAGCAGAGUGGAGGCUCGGUUCCUAAGAGUGCCUAUGAGUCAGGACAGGUGGCUGCGGCUAAAGAGUGCCCUCUGCUGCGCGGACAGGCCCCUGCAUCGAGCACUGACCCUCAGCCAGAUCACUCUAUCACCCUGGAAACUUGCAGGCGGACGGUUAUCGAGCUUCACAACAGUCUGAGCAAGACCAUCAUGCUCUACACCACGGUUCUACAGAGUGGCCACCAGCCCAGUGAGGACCAGCAGCAGAUGAGGAGACUCCUGUCCGAGGCCAUGUUCACGGUGAAGACGGAGCUGGACUCUCUGCUUCAGCCGCCCUCACAGUGCGAGGGGAACCAGGACCAGGACCAGGACCAGGUGGUGAAGGGGUAAGGAGACAAGGCCCUCGCUCUGCUGGAGCAGUACGCUGAGCUGCUGCUGAGGUCUGUGGAGAGGAGGCUGGAUACCAAGACCUGAAGUCUGCUAUGCAACACAUGAACAAACGUAUGCACACUCAGUAGCACUGUGAAUUGCACACUUGUUAUUUGCACAGAGAUGUUUUUAAACUUAAUCUUUUUUAACUGUAAACUCAUGAGAUGUUAUUAUAUUUGAAGAAAUUGGAACUAAAUCACGAGUGUCAUGCACUGAAAUAAUGAGUAAAAAUGUUGCCUUAUUUUUCAAGAUGCCAUAGUUUGUUUUCCACUUUUUCUUAAACCUUAAUGAGUGGAUAUGUAAUGAAGGGAGACACUAGAGGAACAAUGAGGAAGUUACAUGAAGAGCACAGUUGGUAUAAAACUGAUUCAGAUAAAACUGAAUUCAGUUCAGUUGUAUAUCACUAAACAGCCACAUGGUAAAUCUCAGACACUUAACAGAGUACGACUAAAGUGCUGACUGCAGGACAGUCACAUCAUCAGGUCCUCUCUGCUUGUGGGACAACAAUCUUUUCGUUUUAUAUAUUAAUAAAAACAGAGGGUUGUGACGGAGGGAUCAUGUUCAGGUGGGACGAUAAAGGAAGUGAAGCUCAGGAGUAGGGUCACGUGUCAGAUGAAGGAUAUGGACAAGACUGAAAUUUAGCCAUGUGAUUCUCUUUUAUUGCCAGUAGUGUCUCCUUCAAUACAAAAGUAGCUGUAACCUUUGAUACAGUUAUUGCUUAAUGUAUGUCAUGUAAUGAAGAUUUGUUAGUGUCUGUAUGUAUGAACGUUUUCAUUGUGCUGGUUUUACAGGGUUUUUAGAAAGAUCUUUGUAUUCUGUUGUUGUCAAACACAGAAGAAGUCUCUUACAAAAAAUAAACAAUGAAGACGUUG